CUCUCGCGAGUGAGUCUCGGUUUUUCGGUCCGAAACUAACGGCGCUAUGCAAUCUUCAGGCCCCGCUUCUCCACACCUCGGUUUCGGGGGUCUCCCGAAUAAUCCUACCUGAGAAAGAAGCUCAGAGGAAGAGGAAAGAAAGGAGAAGGAAUGGCCCUUUCCCAGGGACUGUUUAUGUUCAAGGAUGUGGCCAUCACGUUCUCUCAGGAGGAGUGGGAAUGCCUGGACCCUGCUCAGAGGGCCUUGUACAGGGACGUGAUGCUGGAGACCUACAGGAACCUGCUCUCCCUGGGUGAGGAUAAUUUCCCUCUGAAAGAAGCCAUUCUGCUAGACCUGCAAUCAAGGAGUUAUCACCAAGAGAAAGACGCUGAUAAAGGAGAGUUAUGCCAUGUAGUGGCACUGGAAAGAAAUCAAAACCACGGCAUCAAGGAUUCUGACCUCAAGGAAGUCUGUGCAGAUGUGCAGGAGUGUGAGUGAGUGGGGCUAUGAUGCAAGAGAUUAUGAAGAAGUGCUUUUUACCCAUAACAAAAAUCUCAGAGAGAAGAUCAA
Messenger RNA from Lagenorhynchus albirostris (white-beaked dolphin), 549 nucleotides. RefSeq names its product zinc finger protein 677-like. The coding region runs from base 151 to 477 and encodes 108 amino acids. The record is from RefSeq and is a predicted model, not a curated record. The transcript is spliced from 4 exons. Lineage: Eukaryota; Metazoa; Chordata; Mammalia; Artiodactyla; Delphinidae. Gene Ontology annotation, biological process: regulation of DNA-templated transcription.